AUGGCUCAAGCUGACAAGCUAAGUGAACAGCAAAUCAUCGAGUACAGAGAAGCCUUUAGUGUGUACGACAAGGACGGUGAUGGUAUCAUCGCCAUCAAGGAGCUGUUCAAAGUGAUGUGGUCUCUGGGACAGAACCCGACUGAGAGUGAGAUGGAGAAGAUUUUACAAGACGUGGAUCCUGAUAGCGAAGGGUCCAUUGAUUUUGCAGACUUCCUUGCUGUCAUGGCAAAGCGACAAAAAGACACGGAGCAGGAAGAGGAGUUGAGAGCCGCCUUUAGAGCCUUUGAUAUGGACCAUAAUGGCACAAUUGACACAAAGGAGCUGAGAAGUGUCAUGACAGACCUUUGUGAUGACAUCACCAAUGAAGACAUAGACGAGAUGUUUUACCACUUUGACAAAGAUGGCGACGGCAUGAUAUCGUAUGAAGAGUUCAUUAGUGUAGUCAUGGCGGCGGAGAAGGAGAAGGAUGGACAGCCUUAAUGAGCUCGGACCGCAUCAACGCAAGAUGUACAGUAGCAGUAACAAUCAACAAUCAUCAGGCAAUAACUUACAUUCACGGUCUUACCAAUACGCUCAUUAGGAAUAUACACACGGGUGCAGACUGACACU
Molecule: messenger RNA, 609 nt
Organism: Branchiostoma belcheri (Belcher's lancelet)
Lineage: Eukaryota; Metazoa; Chordata; Leptocardii; Amphioxiformes; Branchiostomatidae
Product: neo-calmodulin-like
Exons: 6
Coding region: 1-480 (159 amino acids)
Cellular component (GO): myosin II complex
Molecular function (GO): calcium ion binding
Source: RefSeq, a predicted model, not a curated record